AUGGUGUGCAAGGACGAGGUGUGUCUGUGGUUUAAGGACAAUGAGCCGCACCGCCGCCUCGAGCUGCUGUGCGGCCUGCUCAACAUGUGUCUGCCGCUCGAGCUCAGGUUCGUGGCCUCCUGCGUCGAGGACCUGGCCAAGCGGGACAGCCACGACCUCAGGGAGGCCCACUACAAGGCCAACAACCUGCACGAGGUCGCCAAGCUGGAGAGCCUGCUGGACGAGCGGACGCGCAGCAAGGCCAUCGUGUUCAUCGCGCUACUCACCGCCAGGAACCACACCUGCUCCAGCCGCCUCUUCCAGGCCGUGGCGGGCGCCCACCACGGGCCCCGCGGCGUGGGCGUGGACGAGGGGCGGGCGGCGCGGGCGGAGGGCGAGGCCGAGCGCCCCGCCGACCCCGAGGGCGACGUGCCCGAGGCGCAGCAGGUGCCCGACCCGGCGGGCCCUCAGCAGGUGCCCGAACGGCCGGGGGCGCAGCAGGUGCCCACUGCCUACGACGCCGACUACGUGAAGGAGAUGCUGCUCAUCUACACGAUGGUCCUGCACCACCCGGCCUUCACCUUCGAGCAGAAGCGCAUCAUCGCGGAGCUGCACACGGCCACCCUCAGACUGGAGGAGCAGCUGUGCCAGGUGCUCUCCCAGACGUGCGCCACCGCUUCCGAGGCUUGUGACAGUGGGCUAAGCGUUGGAACAGAGCCUGACGGAGACACGGUGUCCGACGGCUCUGGACUGCUCCCUACCCCGGGGCCCCCACUUCAUUUCCACCAGCACCACACUCCUACGUUGAGACCAGGUGUCCCCAGCCAUAAUGUAUCACAGACCGCUGAGGAAGGUGGUGGGAGUCAGGAUGCCUGCAGUAGUGGCAGUGGAGAAUCUAGUGAACUGUAUAAUGAAGGGGGAACUGUGCCUACCACCUAUAUUUACAAUUCCAAUAUCUUAGAUCAACAGAGUUUUGUUGCCCUAAACAACAACCUGUUAACCAUGAAUCCAGGAUAUCCGUGCAACCAUCAGAGCAGCUUCCACUACUAUACUUACCCUCAGGUGGUGGAUGCCUUACCUGCCUCUAUACCCGGGGCAAGGGGGGCACCUUCUGAAGGCUCAAGCAGUGAGGAUGGUGCCAUAAGCACGGCCCAUGCUGGCCCACCAGCCACGGCCUCUCCUCUCAGCUCUGCUCAGUCUUCACCUUAUGCCUCCCCUCUGCAGUCCCUCAGUCCAAGUCGUGCCUCGUCACCCUGGUCAAGGCCUGCUACCACCACCACUACCACUACCACAACAACAGUAGCUAAUUUACCUCUUACUAUAACAUCCUCCACCACGACCACAUCCAAGUGUGCCGUGUUGUCUAUUCACUCCAGUCCAAGGAUAGCUCAUAAAUACUCACCAUGUGUCACUCAGACCACUUCUCCAGUGAUGGCUGGCAACAGUAGUCCUGUCACACAUUCUGGGACCAUUUCUACAGCUCAGACUCACCGUGGAAAGCCGCCUGCAGCUGGUAACCGGCCACAGAGACAAGCGGAUCGCUCUGGAUCCCGGACGAGAUUACCUGUGGCUUCCACGGUGGAUACUGGAGUGGGCGUUGGAAGUCAGAAUAGUCCAUCUGCUAAUCGCAGCAUAGUCCAGACCUCACCCUCAGUGUGCAGCAGUAAUGGGCAUAGCAAGAGUUCUUCCUCUAGAUGGUCGACAAGCAUGUCAACGUCAACAACUCCAUCUACCUCUUCCCAGUGUGUUGUAACUACUCCGACUUCUAGUGUGAGAAGCGUUAGUAGACAGAACAGCCAGAGUCCCUGUCCCACGUCGGGUGCCACCACAACUUGCAAAUCCCAGACCACCUCUACUGUCAUAGCCAGCUCUUCGUCAUUCAAGACCAACAGCAGCCAUACAAUAAGUGGAGCAACAACGUCCCUAACUUCUACUUCCACCACUGCCACCACAACAAGAAACACAUCAUCACCAGUCGUCCAAGAGAAAAUUGUCCACACCAUUGGUAACAGUUCAGGGAUAAGACCACCACCACCGUCAACAGCAAGUUCUAGUUCUGUAAUGAAUACUUCUAACACAGAAAAUUCUGCCGUUAAUAAUAAUAAUUGCCUCAACUAUGAGUUUUGCAAGAAUGAGAAAUUGAACAAGUAUUAUCAGCGCCUGUCGGAAUAUUCAGUUGAUAAGUUAAAACGGAUGACAGACCGCGAACUCCUAGAUUUAGGGCUGACUAAAAGUGCCCUGACAAAGCUACGGCGUGUCCUGGCUGGUUUAGAAUCCCCUAAUUACCACUGCCCAAAUGGCUUUACCAGUCCGCCAGCUACCCCACAUGCGCACUCAUUACCCCAGGCAAACCAUACAUCUUUCAGUCAAUCAGAGAAUGCCACACAAAAUCAAAUGAUUAUGCCUAAUGUUAACCAGAGCAGUUUACAAAGUCAACCCAGUUCAGUGCACAAUCCUCCUAUCACCACCAUCACCUCCAACAGUACACACAAUGUGCACACGACACACACAUCAAAUACCACACACUCAGCACUGCAGAGCCAAACACAAAGUCAUGGAAAGACUUUUCAAAACACAAAUAUGGACCACCCUGUAAAUGGAACUUCUGAACGACAGAAUGGCUCUCCCCCCAACACCACUCUCACCCCUACUCCUACCACCACCACCACCACUACCACCUCUUCCCCUUCCUCAACCUCCUCCUUCUCUUCCUCCUCCUCCUCCUCCUCUUCGUCCUCCUCCUCCUCCUCUCCCUCCUCUUCUUCCUCUUCCUCCUCUUCUUCCUUGGAAUCUGAAGUGCCAUCAUCUUCCCUGAGCACCACCACCUCUGGUGCUGUCACUGUGGUAACUAUCACAUGCGCCAGCCUUAUAUCCCCAGCUGUUUCUCUUGCUAGCAUUGCUGCAACAGCAAGCACAUCUGCCUCUCCAGCUGCAGCAACACAAGUCACUCAAUGCCAUACAGUUACAAUUCCACCAAGUCAGAAAUUACCCAGUGUUUCACAACCACCACCAUUUUCCUCAUGUAGUGGAAGUUCCGCUACACCUGUAAUCACUGCAGCUAUGAACGUACAGAGUUCUCAUUCAAACUGUAGCUCUGCCAUACCUUCCACUACCUCUCAUCCCACAUCUGCUGUGCCUACUCCUGUCUCAGCCACUAACUGUGUUCCUCACUACAUGACAACUCCACCUCCGUGCAUCCAGCUGAAGACUCCACCGCUAUCAGGUGGCUCCAGUCAACACCACAUAGCUACUCAGCCUCAGCAUGGCCAGCUUAGAACACCCCCACCUCCACUGUGUGUUCCUCCCCGCACACCUUCGCGAGAACCAGCUACUCCAAGCACAAGCAAUGGGCUCAAUAUCAGUAAUGGAUCCCAGCAGGUCAGAAAUGCCUUCUACACUAGCAACAAUGGACCAGGUGUAAAGAGUGGUGCAGCUGCCAGUUGUAGUAUUGCAGGACCCACACCAUCCCUACCUGGGAGUCUAACUGGUUAUAGCAACCCGGUAGGCAUGCACACCUCGUCUGGGAAUAUGCCGCUUCCUGCCUAUACUUCUGCAGCAACUGUAGCUUAUACUGUAGCCAAUAAUAUGAACAUGCCUGUUUAUACAUCUUCUGGGAACAUGGGUGUUCCCCCACCUACUAACGGAGGGCUGAUGCCUAUGGUACCUCCAGGAAGUUCAUAUCCAACCACCUACUUGUACCCACUACUAGGGGGCCCUGCAGGCUCACAUACCUACGUUCCUCCGGGGUCUUAUGCUGCCCAGCAUCCCCAUAGACCUGUUUAUAUAUCACAUAUGCAGCCAAUGGGUCAUGUAGCCCACAUGAAGCCCACACAUCAACCAGGAGGACAUGUAGGCACUGGGGGUGGCAGUAGAGGUGGAAGUAGCAGCAGCAGCAGUAGCAGCAGUAGCAUUAGCAGUGGCAGUGUACGAGGAUUCAACAAGGUCGGGCAGAGGGGCCACGGUCCAAUCAAAGGUGGCACGAGGUCGUCGGACUCUUCUCCUUCGUCCUCGCAGUACUCAUCCCCGCCACAGACACCUAGUCCAGAUCAUACACGUGAGACAGAUAAACGGGGUAAAAAUGAUGGAACUGAACCUGGGGAAGCAGGGGAAAAUGCAGGAUUAAUAGGGUCAGGUGCUAGUGAAGAAGGAACUCCACCCCCAUUGCACCAUCCCCCUAAUCCUGUCCUGAUGCCUCCCCACACUGGCCUGGCACAACCCCGUUAUGUGCAGUACCAGCAACUAAGCUACAUGGGUUUUCACCAGACAGGUAUAAGGUAUCAGGGUUUGCCCUUGUCAGCCCAGACACACGUGGUGGCUCCUAGAAAUCCUCUUCCGCUGAAUGGGGACAAGUCCAGCCGUGAGACUACGCCCCCUGCACCAGUUUCCUUACCACUGGUUCAGCAAGAUCCACAGUGCUGUAUACGAUCUACUGACACUAAUGUUGCCCCGACCACAUCAGCUGGAGGGAGUCAUGGGCGUAAUGGUGGCUCUCCUCACACAGUACCCUCCCACCCAGAUGGUUCUUUGCCUCCUGUAGCUCUCACCCCUGUCCCAAGUAUUGCCUCAGCCACCACGGCCCAAGUACCUCCUGGUAACUUGUGUUCUGGAGCAAGACAUAGUAAUGUACAGUACAAUGCCACAAGUUACCCAGUGCUCAUGGGUACACACAUGUUUCCUCACCUUCCAGGAUUUAUGUCGGCCCAUAGCUCUGCUCUGUCAAAUGGCUUUGUAUCCCCUUCAUUACCUCCUAACAUAGCCUUUCCCCCAAUGGGCAAUGGAAUGAAUGCAGAAUUUGGUGUAUAUGGAGGUCAGUAUCCGGUGUUAGGAGGUAACUCUCAAGGUGGUGGUGGUGGCGGUGGUGGUGGUCCGGGCACUGCUUGUGGAACCCCAAAUGUGAUGGGCCCCCCGUCUACUCCGGGCCCAGGCCUUGCUGCAGGGCUGCCGUACCCUCACCACUAUGUCCUGCCCCACACACCCAAUCCGUCCGCCGGUGCAAAGAAGACUUGCUACAACUGUGGGCAGGUGGGUCACCGCGGUGCUGAGUGCAAGGAGGCAAACAUAGAGGAAAUGUGCAAACGUACCAAAGACCGUCCGGUCUGAGUACAAAAUAUCAUGGUGCAAUAAUAAAAACACAGCCACCCAUUAUGCCAGCACUGUGGAACAGAACUCUCAGCACAACUGACAAAGCUACCUUAGGUCAAGGGCUGAAAAUUGUGUGUUGAUAGUCAUCAUCAUUUGCAGUUUUGAGCAUCAAGCUGACUGUGGUUUUAAAGUAAAUGUUGUUUUACUUACAUAGACUAGUCCAUGACGAAUGCAGAUGUAAGAGUGGUCAUGUUAUUGGUCAAUCUAGUGCCAACAAUUUUCCUAUCAAAACUCAUAUUAUUUCAUCUGAUAGGGUUACAAUUAGGAAUGAUGGUUGAUAUAAGUAUGCAGCUGAAUUAUUUUUCAACAGUGAGGAGUUUAUAGUUCUGAAAUGAAUUUUUAUUUAUUGAAGAUUAAAAGGAAUAUGUUAAGUAUUGUGUAUGUUAACACUAUUUGUGAUUAUUGAUGAGUAUGUAGUCAGUGAGUAUUCAGGAGGCCAAAGAAGUGACAGAAGAGGAUGGAUAAGGCCAGUGAUAUUUAUUGUUUAGCUCGUGGGAGAUAAUUCUGUCAAGGACAGGAAAAUCUGUUGCAUUAGUGUCAUUAAAUUUAUUAUAAAUCACUUUUUUUGUUUUGGAAGUAUAAAAGUGAUACCUUGAACAAUGUUCAGAAACUUUUUUUUUUUUUUUUUCACAUUGACAAAAAGGUGAAUUUUGCAUCAAAUUCUGUGAGACAGCUUUUUCAUCUUAUAAUCUACAUCUGGGUAUAAAGAGUUAAUUUAGAAAUUGUUUGCAUGUGUAAUUGGAGUUGUGAAGCUGAGUUACAAAGAGGUUGGGUCAAUAUUUCUUAGAGAAAGUGACUCAAGACGUACUUUCCAUAUUCAAUAUUUGUAUGAAGGCAAUCAGAUUCUUUGGCAGCUUUUAAAAAAUGCACCAGAGUCUAAUGAAUCAAAUUAAAAGAUCAUGAAAAAAUGACACUCCCUGCCAUAACUAUAGUGAGAUUCAUAUUACAAUACAAGCAUCCAAAGAAUAUAUAGAGAUUUAGUGCAAAUCCAGGUGACUUACUAAUGCCCUUUCAUGUUUGAUUAAAACAGGGUCCAGAUGCUUAUGCUCAUAUUACCUGAUAUUAUUAUUCUUUAUGUGAGGCCAUAAUAUUUUCUAAGUCACGUCGUAGUACCCAGUGAGUAAUUUUUUUUUUUUUUUUCUUUCUUUCUUUUUUAUAUGCUUUUCUUUCUUUUUUCUUUUAUGUGCCCAGCACCCAGUUUUGUGUUGCGUUGUAUAUCUUUAAUCACGGUUAGGAGAGAAUAGCUCUUUAAAAUGAAGGUUCCAUGGAAGAUUACAAUAUCCCCACCUUGGUGAAUGCACUUUUACAAUGUGGGGGUUGCAUAAUUAAACGUUUCUGAAGAGAAAAAGUAAAAAUAAGAUACUUGUGUAUACCUGUGCCUCUGAAUAUUUGUAAUUGUGUUAGAACUCUUAAUGGAGAGAUAUUAGUACUAUGUUCAGUGUUAAUUGUACAACUCUCAAGAUUAGGCAUGAAUCCUGAAGAUAUAGACGACUAGAGAAGAGUUCUGAAACGCAAGACAGUGCUGCUAAGUAUGAAUAUUUAUACAGUAUGUGAUUACGUCAUUGCUCUCUCCAGCACGGUAUGGAUACGCAGUUUCGAUAUUUUAUUCCGAGAGGUUUGCAAAGGACUGUGGUCGAGCUUGAGAAAACGGCAAUAAGUUUAGCGUGGUCAGACAUCCAUUUAGGAAAUUGUGUUCUUGUUGAUAUUUGUUUUUGUUUUCAUUGUUAUUAAUUUUUUGCAUUUUUUAAAACAAAAAACAAAAAAUAAUAAAAAAAAAAGAAGUGCAUAUAGAUUUAAAAAAAAACAGGAGAGAUUAUUUUAGCAAAAAGUGGAACAGUUCUUCUUUUUAUUUUUUCCUUUUUUCUUUCUCCUUUUCCCAAUUACUAUUCUUUCCAUUAUCCUUACUUUAUCCUAGCCACAGAAGAGAAAAAAAAAUGCCCUCAAUAUACCCUUGCUUGGUCUUUGUAGAUUAUCUAGGAAGUUACAAAUGAAUGAAUAUUUUUUCUUUCUUUCUUUCUCUCUUUUUCUUUUUUUAACUUUAGAUGUUAUAUCCUCCAAGGGACCUGGUCUGAAGAGUGUGGUUUCACAUAGCAUUGUAAUUUUGUAAUUUGUGAGACAGUUUCUUGUUCAAAGUUGUUUUUCGAAGGGCAGUAGAAAGGGUGAUCUUGAAGGGAAUUGAGUGAUGUUUAUGUAGACUUUAACACACCAAUAUUAUUUUUUUAUUUUAUUUUUUCCCCCUCCUUUUCUUUCUUUCUUUCAUUCUGUCUUUUUAUUUUUUUCUUUCUUUCUGUCUUACUAUCUUUCUUUUCUUUCUUUCUGUCUUUCUGACUGUCUUUUCUAUCUUUCGUUUCUUUCUCUCCCCUCACUCUCUUUGAUCAUUUUUGUUCUUAUUAUAGUUGAUUUUUUACAUAAUUCAUGUUAAUUUUGUACAAGCAAUUUUGUAUUUAUCACUUCAUUAUGAACUACAUCAUCUCUUUAUUAGUACUACUACUUCUACAACAACAACAACUACACUACUAUACGACUGUUACUACUACUACUUCUUCUUCUUCUUCUUCUUCUUCUUCUUCUUCUUCUUCUUCUUCUACCUCUACCUCUCCUACUCUUACUACUACUAUUAUCAUUAUUAUUAUUAUUAUUAUUACUGAUUUGAUAUUUUUAUUGUAAUUUUUUAUACUUUACUUGGGGACAAUAUCAGCUAAUCAAUAAAUAUAUAUAUAAUAUAUAUAUAAAUGUAUUUUGUUCUGAUGUUUAUUUUAGAUUUGACAAAUGUGACUCCAUGCCCUAGAAAAGGUGGGGGGGGGGGGGGGAUGAAAUAAAUGUGAUUUGAAAAUACCGAAGUUUAAAGUCCUAGUGAGCGUAGAUGUAUGUUAUUGUGCAUGUGUGGGUGUGUGCAAAGGCAUGCGAGUGUAGAGUUAUCACUUUGUAACUUGUAAGGAAAGUUGGCCGAAGAGCUUUGUUACAUAUCAGUGAUUCAUUAUCAAAGUUGAGAAAAUUAUCUGCUGAGAGACCGAGCCUGAUUAGAUUUUUUUUUUUUUUUUUUUUCUUUUUCUUUUUUCUUUUCUUUCUUCUGUAUGGUGUCUUGAAAACAUUGUAUACUUGUUAAUUUCUCAGUCAUGGACAGGUGGAGUUCUCACAGCUUUCAUGAAUGGUGCCUAUUACUGUGUAUGUAUAUAUCCAAUACUUUUGUAGGACGUAAAAACAAGAAAAGGAAAAAAAGAAGAGAGAUGUUUGAUCUCCGUAAAUGCACCAUAUGAUUGUGUGCAGAAUCGAGAUUUCUUCCACUUUCCUCUGUUCUGUCUGUCUGGAUAACGUUCUUGUCCACUCCCAUUUUCUUUAUCAUAUCUUCUCUUUCCUGAUCCUCUAUCUCUGUGUUGUUUUCUUCUCUGCUAUCAUCUUUGUCUUACCCUCUCCUGAGAAUAUUAUUGUCAAAGAUUAACUCUUUAAAAUUCUCUUUGUCACCGAAUCAAAACAUUGUUGCUUGAGUUUUUGUCUUUUCUCUAGCAUAUCAUGACUCUUUAUCCUUCCACUUAUAGGAACCAAUUAUCCAUUUGUGAUUUUCCUCCUCAUCUUAGACCACAUAAGUUAUGAGUACCUGGUAACACACAGACCAUGUUGCCACUUUUGAACUUUGUAAGGCCCCCCCUCCCUCCCUCUCAAUAAUAACCUAGAUAGUAUGCUUGUGCUUCAAGCUGCAAGCUAUGCACUUGAAUUUCCUUAUUUUCUUUUCUUUGAGUGGACUAUAUGUUAGACCAAGUUAUAUAAGACAAAAAGAAAUUGCUUUCACCUUUUGGAAGAAAGCUGAUUGCCUUUGAACAAGUAGUAUCUUUUGAGUAUGCUUGCAGGCAAGUAAAUGCCAUUUGCUUUGUAAUAUAACAUUACUAGCCUUGGUUGUGUCUAGGAAAUCUUCUGUUAAUAGUAGUGGGGAGGGGGAGUGAUACUCUUCACGUAACUGAGCCAGAAAUAGAAAUGAAUCCUCACAUAACUUUGUUGUUAGGUUCCAUAGAUAGCAUUUUUUUUCUAUUAUAUGUCAGAAAAGUGAACUAUUAAAACAAGCUUAACUUCUCUGCAGUGUAACUGCAUUUGUUAAAACAUUUAGCCUGGAAUGCUUGAAAAUUGUCAGAUCAAAAUCAGACCCAAUGGAAUUCCUGCCUUAGAUUGGUACUGAGUAUGUGUGUGGGAACAUCUCAAGGUGCUUUCAUUCUUCAGUAUUUCAAGUUACAAGGAUUUAUAACUACAGUCCUAGCCAUUGCAAUCAAGAUGAAAAUAUCCUUGCAUCAUCAUUUGGUAUUCUAGAUCCAGAACCUGUGAUACCUGUAUAGGGACUUUGCUAAAGAUACUGCUCUUCCAUAGCUUAAUCUACAAGUAAUUAAUAUUUCUGGUCAUAGAAAUCCUUACAGUUAUACAGAUUUUCUGAUUAACACUGUGUGUUUGUGUAUGCAAGAGUGUGCGUGCAUGCGUGCGCGUGUAAUAUGCUAUAUGUUUAGUAUAAUACAUUCAAGUACAUCUGUGCAAACACACCCAUAAAUGGAUGUUCACACAUACAUCAUGUUAAACAGUUGAAAUAUGUUUUACAGCCCAAAAGACAAAGCUUUCUGCCAGCUGGUAGGAUUUUCUGUGACAAAAAGUAAGUCCCAAGAAUUAACUUUUCUGAUCUUGUGAAGGGAGAAUGGUUUUCUAAGUAAUCUGCCAACCAUAUAUAGUUCCAGCUUCAAGUCUUUCAUGCGUCUUGGCCCAGCAUCAGCUUUCGUGCAAAAAUCGGAUAAGCCAUUAUGAUUUUGAAGAUAAUAAUUGUUAUUAUUGUUUUUAUAAUUAUUAUUAAUGUAAUUUUUUUCUUCUUCUUAACUGUUGUUUUAUAUUUUAUUUUUUUUAUUAUUAUUUCUUAUUAUCAUUUUCAUUUGCUUUUAUUAUUUUUAUUAUUAUUUAUUAAUCCUAUUUCUAUGAAGAUAAUAGUUGGCAUUUAUGUUGUUCUUACUGUUGUUAUUGUUAUUAUUUCAUAUGAUAAUCAUGAGUCAUACUGUUAUUAUUAUUAUUAUUAUUAUUAUUAUUAUUAUUUUAAUUACUGAUUUUAAAAGAUUUCCUGGCUUUUUAUUGUAUGUCAUUAACAAGGUCUACAAGCACCUGAGUGAUACUUGACAUGCCUUCAAUUUGUCAUAAAUACCCAUUAUUAUGGAACAUGUAGGGAAUGAAGGAUGGCAUGCACUGGAAAAGAUUUUACCUAUAGAAUGGCCUUAAUUGCAUUUGGCCAGGCUUUUUUUAAGAAUUUAAAGUUGGAGUGGGUAGGUUCUGCUUCUCUCCCCCCCUCCCCCUUCUGUCUCUCUCUCUCUCUCUCUCUCUCUCCUUUUUUAUCAUGUCUUGCCAGUUAUUCUCUGAGGGAAGCAGCUGGUUCCUUGGGGUAGAACUGAUUUUUUUUUUUCAAGGGAAAGGUCUUGGUAUCAAUUGUCAUUUCUCUUGUCGUUGGUGAUGUUGGUGAUGUUUCAUCAUGACAGUGCUUUCCAUUGUCAUAUCUUUCACAUGUAGAGAAUUAGUUUUGUGCAAUGCAAAAUUGUUAAUGAGUGUUAUAUUUCUAACAUUUAAUACAUCUAUUUGUUCUUUUUUUCAUUUUUUGAGGAAUCUAAUGAAUGCUAUUGUUUAAAUGAGCCACAUAUUGCAAAGAAGUGAGCAUGGCCUUCACUCUGACCAAAAGACAGUGUGAUAAGAUUAGAGGUAUUACAUAGUCAAUAUUUUGUAUGUAUUCUUAUUCUGGUCAAGAUCAACAUUAUUGUUAGUAAUAAUGGGGCUAAGUCAAUGCAGUGAUCCACAUUUAUGUGUUUUGCCCCCACCCUGUGUUUUUGAGUAUCUGUAGUCUAUAUUUUUAUGCUAGUGAAGGAGAUUAGACCAUCAGGAAGGAUGCUAAAAAGUGUGUGCGGUUGGUCUGCUUAAUAGCAGUAGAUGUUGUGAUUGUUACUGAUGGCAGUUUCUGCUAUGCUUUUUCUUCUUACCAAUGUUUUCAUUACACUGUUUUAUACAGGGAAAGUCAAAUGAUGAGUGUAUUUUGUGUAGUAUGGCCAAGGAGAGUAUCCUCUUCAACCCAAAGCAGAUAUGUAUUUGUGGGAAGGAAUUUUGUUUUACUUAACAUUUAAGUACAAAGGUUUGCAUUUUGUAAUGUUUGAAUGGAGGUCAUAGCUGGACCUUCAUGGGUGAUAUUGUUAUUGCACUUGUAUAUUUACGGAAAUUCCAGGGGGAAUGAGAUGUACAUGUCAGGAACAUGAAAACUUAUUGAUGUGAGGGCAUUGAAAGUUUUGAACAAACACCCACCAAAUGUUUGAACAUUUUUUUUUAUUCAUUUAUUUAUUUUAUUUAUUAUUAUUAUUAUUAUUAUUAUUAUUUUUUUAGAGAUGCAACCAAGAUUGUGUGGCUAAAAGCAACUGAUGCGAGCAUGUGAGUUCAGUCUGGGUCUGUGACAUCUGAUCUCUUUGAACAGUAACCAAAGUAGAACAUUGUUUGUGAUUUUUUAGUCAUACAGAGAUUUCAUCCAGAAUGAAGUGUUUCAGAUUACAUUGUGCAAGACAAAGAGACACCAAGGAGCAAUAAGCAAUGCAUUCUUUUCUUUUUCUUUUCACUGUUUUGCUUCAAUUCUCAAUUACUGUGCUUUUUUUUAUUUGACUUGUUUAUGGUAGAGGUCAGGUGUUUUUAUCCAAGAAAUAUACCAGUCUUAUACAAUGUUUUUUGAAAUGUUCAUAAUUUUCCAAGUCUUUCGUAUAAUUAAAUUUGCCAUUCCAUCACAUUUGACCGACAGUGGACAAUAUUCCCCAUGUGCCUGUGUAAGCUGUUCUUCUAGAAGGAAUUCAAUUUUGAGGUUGAUGACUCUCCUGUCAAGCAAGAUACGACGAUCUGAUGACAAAAAUCUGUGAAUGAACAUUUGAGCAACUGUAAGUCAUAGUGGUUGUUACGACAAGUCCAGUGAUUGUCACUAUAAAGAUGACACGUUAUUGUUACUUUGGGAGUUUUUUUGAACACUUAACGUCUUUAUUGUGGAGUAAUGGAACUUACAUAACACUGAUUUAUUUGGGGUCUUAAUUGUCACUUUCCCUCUUGCUUUAAAAAAAGAAAAGGAAAUGUUAUAUGUAUAUUGAUGUUACUAAUGUGUAUUAAUGUGUUAGACAUUAAUAUUGCUGUUACUACUAUUUAUCGUUAUUAUUAUUAAUUUUUUUAUUAUUAUUUAUUUUUUAUUAUUGUUGUUUUUAUUUAUUAUUACUAUUAUUAUUAUUAUUAAUAUUAAUAUUAAUUACAACCAUUACUGUUAUUACCAUUAUUAUUAUUUUCUAUUUAUGGUGUUCAAUCUUAUUGUUAUCUUUAUUAUUUUUACCUUUUUAUUAUCAUGGUCAUUAUCAUUCGUAUAAAUGCAAAUGGGAAAAAGAAAUGUUCAUUAUAUCCAACAGGCACUUAUCCAACGAUAUGCAGCAACUUGCAGUCCUAUCCUUUGAGGUCUGUCAUCUGCAGAGUCCCUUUUUGUGGGUGGAUUCUCUCCUUUCAUAUAUAUAUUUAUUUAUAUGUUUAUUAAGUUUUGAAUGCAGAAGGACUUUUUUUUUUUUU
Messenger RNA from Penaeus indicus, 12696 nucleotides. RefSeq names its product mucin-5AC-like. NCBI's taxonomy places the organism in Eukaryota, Metazoa, Arthropoda, Malacostraca, Decapoda, Penaeidae. The transcript has 8 exons. The record is from RefSeq and is a predicted model, not a curated record. Bases 1 to 5079 code for a protein of 1692 amino acids. Gene Ontology annotation, molecular function: zinc ion binding; nucleic acid binding.